This is a messenger RNA of Anopheles moucheti, 2406 nucleotides long. RefSeq lists its product as uncharacterized. The transcript has 4 exons. The record is from RefSeq and is a predicted model, not a curated record. NCBI's taxonomy places the organism in Eukaryota, Metazoa, Arthropoda, Insecta, Diptera, Culicidae. Bases 1 to 2406 code for a protein of 801 amino acids.
AUGACGCUAUCGGCACUCACUAGCGAUCUCCUUAUGCGGUUGGAAUUAAUAGACCAGUGCAAAGAGGACUUCGUCACCAUCAUGAACAAGUUGGAAGAAGAAAAAGAAGAAUUAGUGGAUGACGAGAAUCAUAUUCAGGAAAGAGCGUCAUUUUUCAAGCGAUAUUGUGUUGUGAAAGGGUUUCUAUUACAUCAAUCUGUAAAGGAAAUUGUUCCUACGGCGAACUCUACCUUCAAUUCGUCUUCCGGUAGUGCAAGCUUCGGUGGUCCCAUGCAGUUGCGUCUGCCAAAAAUCGAGCUUCCCUCGUUCAAUGGCGAGGCUACAAAAUGGCUGACGUUCAAGGAUCGCUUCAUCUCCAUGAUCCAUAGUGCAGCUGAAAUCCCGGCGGUAAUGAAGUUGCAAUACCUGUUGGCAUCAUUGGUGGGUGAGGCUGCGACACAUUUCGAACACACGGAGGUCAUCGCUGACAACUACGCGGUUACGUGGGAUGCCCUACUUAAGCGGUACGACGAUAAGAAGGCUCUAGUACGCGAAUACUAUCGAGCGCUGCAUUUCUUGCCGCGGAUGGAAACGCACCACGUGGAUGAUCUGGCGCGCUUAGUCGAUGACUUCACACGGCAUGUUAAGGGUUUGCGGAAAUUGGGUGAGCCUAUCGAUCAUUGGGAUACUCCUUUAACCAAUCUCCUUUUUUUGAAGAUGGACAAAUUAUCAAUCGUCGCUUGGGAAGAACUCGGGUCCGAGCGAGACGGAUACGGAGAAUUGGUGAAAUUUUUAGAGGAACGCGUUCGAAUGCUUAAAUCAUCCAAGUUGCUGGAACAACCGGCAACUGACAACGUCGUCAAGGUGGCCGGCACGAAGGUGGCCGGCACUAAGUCCUCCGAUGGUAUCGCAACCGAUCCCUUAGAUUGUAUCCGGAAAAGAUUUUGGGAAUUGGAAACUAUCAAUGAUGGCAUCAACCCUACUGUGGAGGAUGCAAUGGAGCAUCAUUAUACGAAUACUACCACUCGUGAUUCUUCCGGUCGAUACAUCGUGGCUCUUCCUUGGACUAACGAUCAAUCAAUCGUCUUAGGAGAAUCGAAGCCCAUAGCAGAUCGUCGGCUGUACGGAAUGGAAAGGCGGUGGGAACACAAUCCCACUUUGAAGACGGCUUACCUCAGUUUUAUGGAAGAGUAUCUGCAACUUGGUCAUAUGCGAAAACUGGAGGAGCCGAUAGAUGACAACGUUUCGCAUUGUUAUAUUCCGCAUCAUGCGGUCUUCAAAGAAUCAAGUACGUCGACAAAAAUUCGAGUCGUCUUUGACGCGUCAUGCAAGACGAGCUCCGGUUUCGCGUUAAACGAUGCACUUAUGGUGGGACCUGUUAUUCAAGACGACCUCUUCAGCAUUUUAUUGCGAUUCAGAAGCCGAAGAAUAGCCUUUACUGGAGAUAUAGAGAAAAUGUAUAGGCAAAUACUGCAUGAUAACAACGACAAAAGGUUUUUGCGGAUUCGCUUUAGAAAGAAUCGCAAUGAGCCGAUCGCAACGUAUGAGCUGCAAACGGUUACCUACGGAACGGCUUCUGCGCCUUACCUGGCCACCAGAACGUUACAGCAAACCGCUAAGGAUAUGGGCGACAGAUUUCCAUCAGCAGUAGAUCCAGUGCUGAACGACUUUUACGUUGAUGAUCUCUUGAGUGGUGCAGAUGACGUCACAUUAGCCAAAGCAAAGGUUGUACAAAUAUAUCAAAUGCUGGACUCAGCUGGUAUGAAGAUAAGAAAAUGGGCAAGCAACAGCUUAGAUGUUCUAAGUGACAUACCGAUUUGUGAUAAAGCCAUUCAAGACACACAUGAGUUACAAGACAGUUCGGUUUCCACGUUAGGCCUAAUUUGGGACACAGGUUCAGACACACUACGAUUCAAGGUCCAAAUACCCGAUCCUGAACCUAAUUUGACAAAACGGAUGAUACUAUCGUACAUAGCGAGAACCUUCGAUCCACUUGGACUUCUAGGUCCAACCAUCCUAGUUGCAAAGCUAUUUAUGCAACGAUUGUGGGCGUUAAACCACAAUGGCAAUGAAUGCAAGUGGGAUACUGUUUUACCGCCACUACUUCAAGAGGAAUGGAGAGAGUUUCAUUCCGAUCUUCACCUACUAAACAACAUACAAGUCCCUCGUUUCAUAGCGCAACCACACAGUAACAUACAGCUACACAUGUUUGCAGAUGCAUCGAAGUCAGCAUGGGUCAUUACUCACCCAGUUGCGCAUGUUGAGGCCGGCUUGAGAGUGUAUGAAUUUCACUUGUCUUACUCGGUCGAUAGCUUCUUCUCGCGUAUCGCAGCUGUCGAAAUAGUCGUCUACGUAGGUCGAACGUUUAAUCGCGGCUGCAGCGAUCGGAUAUGUCUUCGCAUGUUCGUCGGCAUUACGUUUGCAUGA